Messenger RNA from Hemicordylus capensis (graceful crag lizard), 3060 nucleotides. Its product is annotated as vomeronasal type-2 receptor 26-like. The transcript has 8 exons. The record is from RefSeq and is a predicted model, not a curated record. Gene Ontology annotation, biological process: G protein-coupled receptor signaling pathway. Gene Ontology annotation, cellular component: membrane. NCBI's taxonomy places the organism in Eukaryota, Metazoa, Chordata, Lepidosauria, Squamata, Cordylidae. The coding region runs from base 1 to 3060 and encodes 1019 amino acids. Gene Ontology annotation, molecular function: G protein-coupled receptor activity.
AUGAUAGCUUUAAUUGUGCUACUCUUGCUGCUGCUUCCUCACACGUUAUGCAAGACCCACACUGCAAAAUGCACAAUAAGUGGUCCACACCCUCCACUUCACGAAUAUCAUCAGUCAGGAGACCUCAUUGUUGGUGGCAUUGCUUCUCAGACCUUCAUCAUCUCCAAUGCAAUAACCUUCACUGAAGAACCUCCGGUAGCAUUGUUUGAAGACCUUACGGUAGUGCCUAAGAAUUACCAGCAUAUCUUGGCCUUUGUAUUUGCAAUAAAAGAGGUCAAUGAAAACCCUCAGAUCCUGCCAAAUGUUACCUUGGGCUUCCGCAUCUAUGACAGUUAUUUCACUGCAAAGCGGACUUAUUAUGCCACAAUCUUGCUCACAUCUACAAAAGACAGUUUUGCUCCAAACUACAAAUAUGGCCUCCGGAAUAAACUGAUGGCAGUCAUUGGAGGACUAGACUCAGAAAUUUCUCUUCAUGUAGCAACUAUUGUAGAUAUCUACAAGAUUCCACAGCUCAUCUAUGGCUCUGCUCCUAUUAUGAAUGAUAAAACCCCAGGCCUUUCCUUCUACCAGUUGGCCCCUAAUGAUGCCCUUCAGUAUACAGCGAUUCGUUCUUUGCUUCUGCAUUUCAGCUGGACCUGGAUUGGGGUAGUCAUUAUGGAUAAUGACAAUGGAGAAAGAUUUGUGCAAACUGUACGUCCAGUGUUCUCCCAGAGUGGCAUCUGUUUUGCCUACAUAGAAAGAAUUCCAACAGUAACGUUUUUCACUGAAGUUAUGGGCAUCCUGCAAUAUGGGCUUAAAAUAUAUGAUCAAAUAAUGAAGAGCAAAGCCAAUGUAGUAGUGGCCUAUGGAGAAUCUUAUUCCAUGGCAUUUUAUAGGUGGUUGACUUAUUUAUCAGAACAAGAACAUGUAAUAAAUACACUGAAAGGCAACGUGUGGAUAGCCACAGCCCAGGUGGAGCUCACUUCAUUUCCCUGUCAAAGAAGUUGGGAUGCAGAAAUAUUCCAUGGUGCAAUAUCUUUUUCAAUUCAUUCCAAUAAUCUACGAGGGUUUCGAUUAUUUGUAGAGAGUAGGCGCCCAUCCAUCACAUCAAGAGAUGGAUUUAUCAGGGACUUUUGGCAACAGACAUUUGAAUGUGUACUCCCAAAUCCAGCUCUGGGCAAUGUCAAUGGACAUAUUUGUACAGGAAAUGAGAAUAUCGAGACCCUUCCUGGGCCUUUGUUUGAAAUGAGUAUGACUGGCCACAGCUACAGCAUCUAUAAUGCCAUCUAUGCAGUGGCUCAUGCUUUACAUGCCUUCUCCUCAUCUAGACUCAAGUACAAAGCAAUUGUAGACAAGCCUCAAUAUCAACAAUUGUGGAAGCUCCAUUAUUUUCUGAAAGGUGUCUCCUUUAACAACAGUGCAGGAGAUGAGAUCUCCUUAGACCAGAAUGGGGAGUUAAUAACUACUUUUGAUGUUCUCAAUUUGAUUGUUUCAUCAAACCAGACUUUUCAUAAAGUGAAAGUUGGGAAGGUAGAUCCCCAAGCUCCUCCAGACCACAAGUUCACUAUCAGUGAGGAUGCCAUAACGUGGCACAGCUGGUUUAACCAGUCUCUCUCUCUCAUAUUUUUGGAUCAGACAAGGCCUCUUUCUGUAUGUAGUGAGAGUUGCCAUCCUGGCUAUAGAAAAAAAAUGAAGGAAGAGAAGCCAUUUUGCUGCUAUGAUUGCAUUCCAUGUCCAAAAGGGAAGAUUUCAAACAAGAUGGAUGUGGAUGACUGUCAUAAAUGCACAGAUGAAAACUAUCCAAAUGGAAAUCAGGAUUUGUGUAUACCUAAGAAAAUAAGUGUUGUGUCUUACAAAGGCAUUUUGGGGCUCUGUUUAGCCAUUUUGACCCUAUCAUUUUUGCUGACCACAGUUUUCAUCCUAGGAAUGUUUCUGAAACACCACAACACUCCCAUCGUCAAAGCCAACAACCGGAGCCUCACUUACACUCUCCUCAUCUCCCUCCUGCUCUGCUUCCUUUCUGCAUUCCUUUUCAUUGGAAAUCCUAAUCGAAUGAUGUGUCUGCUACGACAGCCUGCUUUUGGCAUAAUCUUCUCAGUGGCUGUUUCUUGUGUGCUGGCAAAAACUAUCACGGUGGUUCUGGCUUUCAUGGCUACCAAACCAGGAAGCAGGAUGAGGAAGUGGAUGGGGAAAAGGCUGGCCAACUCCAUUGUUCUUUCCUGCUCCCUUAUUCAAGUAGGCAUUUGUGCUGUGUGGUUGGCCACCACUCCACCAUACCCAGAUGUUGACAUGCACUCAGUAAUUGGUGAAAUUGUACUGGGAUGUAAUGAGGGGUCAGUGAUUAUGUUUUACUGUGUUCUGGGGUACAUGAGCCUACUGGCAAUUAUCUGUUUCACUGUGGCUUUUCUUGCCAGGAAGUUACCUGACAGUUUCAAUGAAGCCAAGUUCAUCACUUUCAGCAUGUUGGUUUUCUGCAGUGUGUGGGUAUCCUUUGUUCCAACCUAUCUAAGCACCAAGGGAAAAUACAUGGUUGCUGUAGAGAUAUUUUCUAUCUUAGCUUCCAGUGCUGGCUUGCUGAGUUGCAUCUUUUCCCCGAAAUGUUACAUUAUUAUGUUGAGGCCUGAGCUAAACCACAGGGAACAGCUCAUGAGGAGAAAAGGUUGGCAGAUAAUAGUACCUAAGAAUUACCAGCACAUCCUGGCCUUGGCAUUUACAGUAAAAGAGAUCAAUGAAAGCCCUCAGAUCCUACCCAGUGUCACUCUGGGCUUCAGCAUCCAAGACAGCUAUUUCAAUGCAAAGCGGACUUAUCAUACCACAAUAUUACUCACACCUACAGAAGAGAGAUUUGUCCUCAACUACAAAUAUGACCUCCAGAAAAAAAUGAGAGCAGUCAUUGGAGGACUGGACUCACAAAUCUCUCAUCAUAUGGCAACAAUAUUAGAUAUUUACAAGAUUCCACAGGGGCUUGAAAAAGAAAGUGACAUCCACGGUAUCCUAAAAUUCAACUUUACAAAUUUGACACUAAUGUUCACUGAAGAAACAGUGAAAAUAUUGGACCUCAAUAAACUUCUACUCAGGUAG